GGCAAUUUUGCAUCACAAGAUCAUCAACUAAGCGAAGAACACACACACAAACACAAACAGAAAAACACAACACAUUAAGCUAGCUAGAAGAAGAGAGAAAUUAAAGAAGCUAGGAGCUAACGAUCAGGAUGGCUGCUGGCAUGGUGGCGACAAUGGUGCUACUGACGUGCCUUGCUGCAGGAGGGCUGGUCGUCGGAGCUGAGGAAGACGGUGGCGGCGGCGGUCUUGGCCGGCUGGGGUCGCCGGACUACGGCGACGCGCUGGCGAAGGCCAUCCUGUUCUUCGAGGGACAGCGGUCGGGGCGGCUGCCGGCGAACCAGCGAGCGACGUGGCGCGGGGACUCGGCGCUCACCGAUGGCCGUGAAGAAAACGUGAACCUGACCGGCGGCUACUACGACGCCGGCGACAACGUCAAGUUCGGGUACCCGAUGGCGUUCACGGUGACCCUGCUGGGCUGGAGCGCCGUCGAGUACGGCGCCGCCGUCGCGGCGGCGGGGGAGCUCGGCAACCUCCGGGCGGCGAUCCGGUGGGGCGCCGACUUCCUCCUCCGCGCCCACGCCUCGCCGACGACGCUCUACACCCAGGUCGGCGACGGCAACGCCGACCACCAGUGCUGGGAGCGGCCGGAGGACAUGGACACGCCCAGGACGCUCUACAAGAUCACCGCCGACUCGCCGGGGUCCGAGGCCGCCGCCGAGGCCUCGGCGGCGCUCGCCGCCGCGUACGUCGCGCUCAAGGACGACGGUGACACCGCCUUCUCGUCGCGGCUCCUGGCCGCGUCAAGAUCGCUGUUCGAUUUCGCCAACAACUACAGGGGAUCAUUCCAGUCCUCCUGCCCCUUCUACUGCUCCUACUCUGGAUUUCAGGAUGAGCUCCUCUGGGCCUCAGCGUGGCUCUUCAAGGCGACGCGAGACGCCAAGUACCUCGACUUCCUGACAAACAACCAAGGAUCCAGCAACCCUGUCAAUGAGUUCAGCUGGGACAACAAGUAUGCCGGAGCACAGAUGCUUGCAGCACAGGAGUACUUGGGAGGGAGAACACAGCUAGCAAGGUACAAGGAUAACUUGGAUUCCUUUGUAUGUGCCCUCAUGCCUAACAGUGGCAAUGUGCAGAUAAGGACCACUCCUGGCGGACUUCUGUUUACGCGCGAUUCGGUCAAUUUACAGUACACAACAACUGCGACCCUCGUUCUGUCCAUCUACUCCAAGGUGCUCAAGUCUUCUGGCUCCAGGGGAGUUCGCUGUAGCGCUGCAACAUUCUCUCCAAAUCAGAUCAGCUCAUUUGCCACGUCUCAGGUGGAUUACAUCCUGGGGAAGAACCCUCUGGGCAUGUCAUACAUGGUAGGGUUCAGCACAAAGUUUCCGAGGCGCAUUCAUCACCGUGGCUCGUCCAUCCCGUCGAUCAAAGUUCUCAGCAGGAAGGUCACCUGCAAGGAAGGGUUCUCAUCAUGGUUACCGACAAGCGACCCAAACCCUAACAUCCAUGUCGGAGCGAUUGUCGGUGGACCAGAUGGAAAUGAUCAGUUCAGUGACAACAGGGGGGAUUCAUCACACUCUGAGCCAGCCACAUACAUCAAUGCAGCCUUUGUGGGUGCCUGUGCUGCUGCAAUGGGGCAGAAGCAGGUGGUGAAGCUGGAGGAGCCUGCGGACAACUUAGAAUCAAUGGUAUCAACUUACUAGAAAAGAGGGAUGCAGAAAAUAUAUGCAAGAAUAAGAUCAUUAUUAUGUAUUCAUGUGCAACUUCUAUGUGUGAGAUUGCCUUGUAACAUCAGUGCUUACUUGUAAUAUAUCCCAGCUCCUUAUCAGUGUGUACAACAUGAUAAUAAAUAAAUACCAUAAGUUCAUACCAACUA
Molecule: messenger RNA, 1852 nt
Organism: Oryza sativa Japonica Group (Japanese rice)
Lineage: Eukaryota; Viridiplantae; Streptophyta; Magnoliopsida; Poales; Poaceae
Source: RefSeq, a predicted model, not a curated record